Cyanistes caeruleus (blue tit) is the source of this 365-nucleotide messenger RNA. Lineage: Eukaryota; Metazoa; Chordata; Aves; Passeriformes; Paridae. The record is from RefSeq and is a predicted model, not a curated record.
UUUAGGGAUGGAGUCGACCUCUCUGGAUGAUGUUCUCUAUCGUUACGCCAGCUUCCGAAACCUGGUGGAUCCCAUCACCCACGAUCUGAUCAUCAGCCUGGCGAGAUACAUCCACUGCCCCAAACCGGUUUCUUUUGGCACCAAGGGCUGUGGAGGAGGCAGUGCCAGGGUAAGCAGGGAGAUGCAAAGUCCUCAUUCCUCUGCUCAGCCCUGUGAGGCACAUCUGGACAGCUGUGUCCAGUUCUGGGCUCCUCAGGACAAGAAGAGCUCCUGGAUCAGGGCCAGAGCAAGGGGACAAAGAGGAGGAAGGACCGGAGCAUCUCUGACAAGGAAAGGCUGAGGGAGCUGGGGCUGUUCAGCCUGGA